AUGUUACUGACAUCUCUGGUAGAAGCACCGCCUCAAAUGCUUGGAUACCUUUAUUCCUCUUUCGUCUUCCCCUUUUUGCGACAGUAUCAACAAACCUUAUCGAUCAACAAACCCCUUCCAGGAUUGCUUCCAAAAUUGAACGACGAUUUCUCAUCGCCUGGCGGUAGCAGCUCGGUGAAGGUGGGUGUGACCGGGACUCCAGGCAGCGGCGACUGUCAGUGGCGAUGGCAGCUCCGCUGCUUCCACUUUCCUAUUCCGAUGAGUCCGACGAGAGGGAAAGACAGAGGCCGGAGGUUGACGAAUUUCGAUGAGGGGCUGGUCACGGUGGCGGCAAGAGUUGCUCCAACGGCCCCCGUUGCUUUGUUCCCGGCGAUUUUGUCGAGUGGGAAAGGGCAGGGAACAAUCCGAUCACCACAGACGAGUUCGGUGGUGAAUUUGGGUCAAGGGAUAGUGUUUCUUGGAUGGUGCUCGCUCGACACAGCAACAACACCACCACCACCGUCACAUGCCUUUUUCUUCUAA
Lactuca saligna is the source of this 522-nucleotide messenger RNA. The record is from the annotation of a GenBank genome assembly. NCBI's taxonomy places the organism in Eukaryota, Viridiplantae, Streptophyta, Magnoliopsida, Asterales, Asteraceae.